Messenger RNA from Chenopodium quinoa (quinoa), 8187 nucleotides. Its product is annotated as F-box protein CPR30-like. The record is from RefSeq and is a predicted model, not a curated record. The transcript is spliced from 2 exons. Gene Ontology annotation, molecular function: protein binding. Lineage: Eukaryota; Viridiplantae; Streptophyta; Magnoliopsida; Caryophyllales; Amaranthaceae. Bases 6508 to 7740 code for a protein of 410 amino acids.
CAGUUUAAUUGAGUUAUAUUCCAGUUUUUUACUUACUGUAUCUGCUUGAGUUUGAUCUCAUUUUUAUGCUUGAUUUUGAAUAUUGAUGAUAAUAUUGUGAAUUCAAUUUGAUGAUUUUGUAUUUUGUUUGAAUUAUACUGAAAUUAGUUCAAGAGAUUAAAUUUCUUUGACAAACUACUCUAAUUCUUUUGAUUAAACAAAAAGUUGAGACUUGAGCUUCUGCUGGACGAACUCUGAUUUCAAUAAAUUCGUCAACUUCAAAUGAAGAAUUCCAAGCUCUCUAAGUGAAAUCUUGAGCUAGAAUUGAUAGUAUCAAUUAUACACGCGGGUGUAUUUAGCUCUAGGUACAACCAAUUCUGUUUUUUACUUAUUCAUACCCCCUCCAAGGAUUAAUAAGGAAUAAUCAAGUCAAGGUCAAUCCUUGAUUUGAUCCUUGAUUUAAUCACUGAUGAUACUUGCACAUUAUACUCAAUAUUCCCCUUAAUACUCUCCUUGAUUCUAGUAAUUUACAUGUAAAUAAUAUUCUCAAUUAUCUUCCCUUAAUUCUCUCCUUAAUGUUAGGCUGUAUAUCUUCUAUUGCUUUUAUUGUAACCGUAUUACUUAGGGUUGUAAUUGUAUAUAAGUUUGGCUUGUCUUUAAUGAAAAUACAACAUUUCUUCUCCAAUUCUCUAUAAGGAUUACUUAGCUCUAAGGUACACUCGGGUGUAUAAUGUUAUCGUGAGGAAAGAGGGUGGAUCAAAAGUGCAAGAUUUUUUUUUAUUUUUUUAUUUUUUUUAGGAUAAAUAGUUGCCCAUAUUAUUAAAUCAUAUCCAAAUCUGCCAAAGUGAUGAGGAUUUGGGGAAAAGGACUCAAGAAUACAUUUUCCACAUUACAACCAGUAUCCCACCUUGCAGCAAGGUGAGCUACUGUAUUACAACUACGUUUCACAUGGGAAAAUGUACAAAGUUCAAAGGGCAAACUAUCUUUUCUAAUAUCAUCAAAAAUAAGGUGAAUAGGAGCUUUUCCACCAUCAUCAAUGUGCACCGCUUUAACUACAUUAAUAGCAUCAGAUUCCACCCACACACGCGAAAAGCCCAAUCGUCUAGCUAGCUGAAGGGCAUAACGAACAGCAAGAGCCUCUGCACACUCUGGAGACGUGGUGUGUGUUCUUGUAGCGACCGUAAGGAGAGAUCCAUUGGCAUCUCUGAUCACAGUCCCCAAACCCGCCAGACCCCCUGCUGGACAGUGGGCAUCUGUGUUGACCUUCACACACCCCUGUGGAGGGCACCUCCACACAGCUGCGUUACCAGGAACAGCAGCAGUACCAACAGGCCUAAAUACUUUGCUAGCAUACUGAUUAUACUCAUGCACGAACUCAGAAAUCCAGCAGCCAACAUUGUAGGAUUAGGCCUAUCGUUCUCAACAAUCUCAAGGUUUCUACACCUCCAUGCUGCCCACAAAAACGUUCCCAUAGUGCUUACUGCCUCGGCAUUAAAUUUGCUGCAUAACCACACCCAGAAAUCUGCAAACAAAGUGCUCGAAGCUCCAGCUAAAUCACUCACAUAUGCACUAAGUGCCCAAAUCUGUUUGGCAGCAUCACAGUGUAACAAAGAAUGCAAAAUGGUCUUUCUUUCUUCCCCACACAGUUGGCAAGAAGCAUCUUGAGUUAUAUGCCUUUGAACCAACCUGUCUUUACAGCAAGGUUCCUUUUUACAGCACUCCAUACAAAAUGCUGUAAUUUGGGAGGCCCCUGAAUUCUUUAAACUGAUCGCCAAAGAGCAUCAUUGUUAGCCUGAUUUUGCUGUUCAACACCUCCUAAUUUUGCUAGCCAAUACCCAGAUUUUACCGUGUAUACACCCUUCUUUAGUAACCGCCAGAACAUAGCAUCAGACUGGGGUCGAGACGAGAGCGGAAUAGACAGAAUACAAGCACAUAAAUCCUGUUGAAAAAGGCUAUUGACCCUCUCAACAUCCCACUCCCUCAUACCAUCCCUAAACAACUCUUCCACCAACACAUCUUCAUUCCCUCCGGUAGGCAUCGUAGGAAAAAUAAUUCGGCCCUCCAUACAUAGCCAUGGUUCUUUCCACACCUUAAUGACACUACCAUCUCCCACUCUCCACAUCAACCCAUCUUUCAAGAGACCUUUUGCCCCCCACAUACUUCUCAUGAAAAGCUAGGGUCGUACCCCCUCGAAGCAUCUAGAAUUGAUGACCGUUUAAAAUAUUUUGCUUUGAAAAUUUUGUGAAGCAAUGUUCCAUCAUUCGUGUACAAUCGCCAAAUCUGUUUUGCCAAGAUAGCUUGGUUAAAACAUUUAAGAUCUCUAAACCCCAAACCCCCUAUUGCCUUCGGAAGACACAACUUUUCCCAACUCUGCUAAUGAAGGUUUUUUGCAUUCUCUCUAGAACCCUACUAGAAACAACAGAGGAAAGUAUGAAUAUCAUCAAUUAGACCAUCGGGGAUCCUAAAAAUGCUCAUCAUAUAUGAAGGAAUGACUUGGGCAACGACCUUAAUAGGUACUUCCUUACCCGUAACAAUCUCUCCUUCCAUCCAUUUAAUUUCUUCCAUAUUCUUUCCUUCAAGCACGCAAAUAUGGCCUUUUUGGAUUUCCUGAUGAUAGUUGGCAACCCCAAAUACUUUUCGUGUUUCUCCACUUCCCUAACACCAAGAGUGUUUAUAAUGGCACUCACGAUCCACAAUAACACAUUUACUAAAAGCAACCUGUCUUACUCAAAUUGACUUUCUGACUAGAUGCUUUUUCAUAUGUACGGAGAAUUUCAGCAAUUUUCGAACGUUUCUGCAGAGUAGCUCUAGCUAAUAAUAUACUGUCAUCGGCAAAAAAUAAAUGUCACACUCACGGAGCAGAUUGGCAAAUUCUUGCCCCAUGUAAUUUCUUCUCAUGAGCUGCUUUUGAAAUUAAAAUUAACGCAGAGAAAGCAUCAACACAUAAUAGAAAUAAAUAAGGCGAAAUCGGGUCACCUUGCCUAAUACCUCGGUCAGAACCACAAAGCCAUAAAUCUCACCAUUCACCUUAAAAGAGAACUGCAAAUCCAGUUGUUACAGAAACCCAUAUUCAGCAUCACUUUCUAAAAAAAAACACUCCACCCUAUCAUAGGCCUUACUCAUAUCAAGCUUGAGUGUUACCGUGCCAUGUCGACCUUCACCUCGUCAUUUCAUAGAAUAAAAGAUCUCAAAAGCAAUCAAAGCAUUGUUAGUUAUCAAUCGACCCGAAACGAAUGCAUUUUGAUAUAUAGAAAUAAUAUCAUUGAGAAACGGCUUCAAUUUAUUCGCCAUUGUCUUUGAUAUUAUUUUAUAGAUUACAUUACAACAACUGAUAGGCCUAUAGUCAUAUAUUUGGGUUCAUUAAAUUUCGGAAUAAGUACAAUACGGAAAAAAGGGCAUGCAUACCGCCGUUCCUAGAGCUUUGUUAGGGUGUAUCUGGAACAAUGCUUGCUUAAUCUCCUCCGGGCUAGGUUCAGCAUCAAGCACAUUGUUCAUCGACUCUGUAACAACACUAUUUAAACGGCCAGACGUGAAGAGUGUCGAAAAAUAGUCAGUUACAAUAUUGCUGAUUUGCUUCUCAUCAUCUCUCCACACCCCAUUCGAAUCGAAUAAGCCAUCAAUGCGAUUUUUCUUCCUUCUUUGGCUAGCUUUUCAGUGGAAAUAAGCAGUAUUUUUAUCACUAUCUUUCAUCUCAUUUUCCCGGGGCCUAGCGUACCAAUAAGAUUCCUCUAACCUUUGGAGCUCACCCAAGUCUUCAGCUAAUUUAGUACGCUAUCACACGAGCAUCAACAUGGCCCCCCGACCACACUAGUACACUCAUCAUUCGAAAGCCACAUGGCUUCGAAAUGAAACAAUUUGCCCUUUUUACCUCUGUCAAAAUAAUAAUUCAGCGUAUCAAGAAUGAUCAGAGAGUGAUCAAAUUCUUCCCUCACCGUGUGUUGCACUGAGAAAUUUGGGUGCAUUUCACACCAAGCAUCAUCAUGAAUGACAUUAUCAGCAAAAUUGCCCCAUUGCCAUGUAAAUUUAUUUCCUCUAUACCCCAAGUCACGCAAUCCAUAGUAAUCAAUGACAUUUCUAAAAGCAUCCAUCAAAGACUCCCUUCUCACUACGCCCCCUUCUUUCUUAGACAUACUCACGAUCUCAUUAAAAUCACCAAACAUAAUAAAAGGGGUAUUACACGCAUCUUUUAGAGACUUCAUAAGCUCCCAAGUCAUAUGCUUAUUCAUACUCUCCGGCCAUCCAUAAACACCUAAAGCUCUCCAACAAGGAACACCAUCCCUAUUACACACAUCGACAACAAAAUGGUGUGUCGAAUAGGAAAUGAUGUUAAUAUUCGUAUCACGCCACCAAAAUCCCUUACCUCUCGAUCACCCGUUACUAUUAACACAAAUUCCAUUCUCAAACCCACAUCUCCUUUUAUUCUCUCCAAAACGUCUCUAUCAAUUUUUGUUUCCAUCAGAAAUACUACAUUCGGCCUCUCCCUGCAACACAUAUCGCGGAGGGUCCUCUCCGUCCUAGGGUUGCCAAUCCCUCGGACGGUCCGGCUGAAGAGUUUCAUUGCUGUUCGGGGGUAUGGUUCAAACCAUCACCCCCUAUUUGGUUUUACUGUCGCCAGUGCCAACAUCAACAUCUACCUCCGUUUCUCAGAUCCCACAUCUAACUCUGCAUCAAACACAUUUAUCUUAUUUUUUGCCAAACUCAAACCUCUGCCAGCCCCCUUUUAUCUUAAUUCCCCACCCCAUUGUAACUCUCAUCCAUCCUAGUCACCCUUCUCCACUUACCAAUCAUUCAACCCUCCCCCUCUUUAUUGUUUUUUAAUGCCACUUCCUCCCUCAUGUUCGUAUUCCCCCCCCCCCCCCCCCACUUUCACUCUUUAACCACCCUCCCUUAUUACACCUUUCAUCAUUCACGCCCUCACCCACAAACCCACCGGUAGCAUUCUCCUUACCGUACUCCACUAAAUUCCCCACUUUAGAAGUGGCAUCAUUCUCGUAUUCACAUCACAGAACAUUUCUAUUGCUAUGAGGGUCAUAUACUCUAGCUAGAGUAACUUCCCGCUUCUUCGGUUGCAUUUCAAUGUCAGGCUCGCUUGUUGGUUUAAACAACAGCAACAGGCGCCAGCUUGAUGUGCUUUGUAUUGCUAGAGAUCGAGCAUCCCCCUCCACGAAUGGCACCCAACUUCCGAGGGCUUCAUCGGAGAUGCUCUAAGCCAAGCACCAUAUUGAUUGACAAUUUCACCUACUGACUCACCGUCAUCCUUUGCUCAUUGUGAUCAAAUCUCCCACAAAAGAAACAAAAAUCUGCAAGUCUCUCAUACUUUAUGUCCAUCCACUUCGUUUUAGCACCAUCACCAGCAAUAAAUAUACCACGUCUCAGUGGUUUACGAACAUUCACCAUUAUCUUCAUACGGAGAAAUUCACACCAUCCUAGCGGGUUUGAAUCAUCAAGUUCUACAAAUCCCCCAAGGGUUUCACCAACUUCAUACAUAAACGAAGCACUCCGCCAAUUAAAAGGUAUAUCAAAAAUACGAAUCCACAUCGGAGAAUUGAGGAAUUCAACCUCAGAUGGUUGCUCUCCUCCCUAUAUUUCCUUCAGUAGCAACAACUUACCAUCAAAGAACCAUGGCCUACCCUGCAUAAUCCUCUCCUUGUCCUCCAACUUGAAGAAUUGAAAGACAAAGAGGUUUGUAUCCACCAUAUUAAUUGCGAUAUUAUCAUUUAGCCUCCAGAUCGGCGUGAGAGUUCUUUUCAUUGCCUCAACGCUGAAAGUCUUCACCGUCCAUAGUUUACCCACAAGCACUGUCCAUAGUUUGGUCCUUCGAUGAGCCUUUGACAUCGGUCCCACCAUCAUUCCCAAUCACAGCACUUUCUUCAUCUGUCAACUUGAAUUUUUCCCGGUCCUUUAUUAAUUCAGAAUCCAUAUUGCAAAUCAACGAGAAAAUCCGACCUUCAAUGUAAAAAUCCCAAGAAAAAACGAGCACAAACGAUCACAAAACUACCAAACCCUAGCACAAGGGACGACAAAACCCUAGCACGAGGGAUGAAGGAAAAUUUCUAGUCAUUUAGUGCAGGAUUGCUAGCUUUAUUUAAAUAGGGCUGUUUAAAUAAUUAAAUUAUAGUCUUGGCUAUUUACAAUUUCACGUCGUGUUUAUUUAGUUAGUGCUUGAUGGACUAAUGAAAGGUUAUGAGUUACAAAAGAAGGUUUGAAUUCAAGCAAGAAUCUAAGGAAGUACCUCUGAAGUCAAUGCGAUUCUUGCAGAUUAUAUAGAGAACAAUUUACUAAGAUUGCAGAUUAAAUUAUUAAGUAAAAGUGUGCUUUAGCAGUAUUUAGUAAGAAUACUUUUAGGGGGUGGAUUAGCUUGAAAGAUGAUGUUAUAUCACUUUGUGAUUAGAUGCUAGUAGAGGAAUGAGAUGAUUAGGUAAUCCUUUUUUUUAUGACAUGAUUAAGUAAUUGAUUUUUUUUUUUCAUUGUUGAUUAUGGUAAACUAAUACGAAGUGUAUUUGUAUUGCAAUCUUACUACAAGAAUGGAUGAGCAAGUGGCAAAGAUGGCUGAUAAUCCUUCUUUGCUUCCUUCUUUGCUUCCUUCAGAGCAACCCCCCUGAGAUACUCUCAAGUCGUAUUGAAAUAGAUAUGGAGAACUUAGAGAAGACAGAUGAUCUUCCUUUGGAAUUAGUUAUUCAGAUACUCUCAUGUCUGCCCGUUAAACUUCUGUUACGUUUCAAGUGUGUUUCCAAGUCAUUGUACAAUGUAAUCAACAGUCCACACAUUGUCAAACUUCAUCUAAGCCGAUCCCUCCAAGCACACUCGGAUGGGACCCUAAUUGUUUUUGGAUAUACUUGUUUCCAUACUUUUAACUUUAAUGGUUCCCCCUGUCAUGCCACCAAACUUUACCACCCGGAUAACUUUGAUUAUCUUCGGAAGUUGGUUGGAUCAUGCAACGGCUUACUAUGCUUCUCAUGUCAAGCUGACGAGGUUGCUCUUCUCAAUCCUGCCAUCCGAGCCUGCAAACAUUUGCCAAAAGUCACGUUGACAAAUAUGUCCAUGGAAUUGUGUACUCUACUAGGAUUUGGUUAUGAUUGCAUUUCUGAUGAUUAUAAAGUUGUAAGGUAUGCAAGAUUGCGGGAGCCAAGUCCUUUUGCAGCUGUUCGCAACAUGCCUGUUUCUGGAUUAGCAGCGUCGCCAAAGUGGGAAACACUUCUCUACAGUUUUAGAACUAAUGCAUGGGAAAGCAUUCAGAACCCCCCUUGGACUUGGGAGACUGUUAUAUUAUCCCCUGGUAUUGUGGCUAACAUCUCCUUGCAUUGGAUGAGUUGUGAUUUUAAAGAGGUAAAAUGUUUCCAUCUUUUCAGCCAAAGUUAUUAUGAGAUACCUCUUCCUGGGAAAAUUAGUCCUGGUUAUAAACCUACAUUGUGUGUUUUGAAAGGACAAUUGUGUGUUGUAACAUUUUAUCUAGAUAUAUGGAUACUAAAGGAUUAUGAUGUGCAAGAUUCUUGGACUCGACUGUUUCGUUGUCCUUCAGUGCAUUGGAACAGUUUAUAUAAUUCCUUGUGUAGAUGGAAUUUGGGCCUCAGUGUUGCUUGCUCAAAGGAUGGGAGCAAAAUCCUACUAGCACUGAUGGGAGAUAGAAAGAACUUCAUUUGCUGCGAUUUAAAAUCGAAAGAAGCUAGGAUGAUUCAAAUCCCUGGUUUACCACCCCACUUUUCUGCUAUACUCCCAUGGGUGGAAUCUCUUGUACCCUCGUCAGGUGAUGUGAUGAACUAAAGGGAAGAUCGGAAAAGCUGUGUGAUUUGUAAGGGAAAUUUAUUGCUGAUACAUGUAUAUCAUCCUUGAGGAUCAGCUGACAAGGGCUGAUGAUGCACACUAGGGAGAAUCGAGUUGGUCUCUCAGAAGUCUGGUCUGUAUUUAUCCUUGAAUGCUUUCCUAAACUAUUCGCCGCUGCAUUAGUGACUUUUUUUUUUUUUUUUUUUUUUUUUUUUUUUUUUUUUUUUUUUUUUUUUUUUUUUUUUUUUGGACACACUGCAUUAGUGACAUUAGAUCACACUUUUUGUGGAUGCCAACUAUAUAAUAUGGCUUGUUUGUUGUUUUAUUUGGUUCCCGACUUGUUCAUAAAUGUAAGUUCAAUCUUAAAUUCAGUAAUAUGAAGUGCAACUUAUGUUAUUAUUUUAAGGUGAAGUGAACCGGGCUUAUGGCUAUGUUCUAUUUACCUUA